This is a messenger RNA of Colletotrichum navitas, 2544 nucleotides long. RefSeq names its product fungal-specific transcription factor domain-containing protein. NCBI's taxonomy places the organism in Eukaryota, Fungi, Ascomycota, Sordariomycetes, Glomerellales, Glomerellaceae. Bases 1 to 2544 code for a protein of 847 amino acids. The transcript has 2 exons. Gene Ontology annotation, cellular component: nucleus. The record is from RefSeq and is a predicted model, not a curated record. Gene Ontology annotation, molecular function: RNA polymerase II cis-regulatory region sequence-specific DNA binding; zinc ion binding; DNA-binding transcription activator activity, RNA polymerase II-specific. Gene Ontology annotation, biological process: DNA-templated transcription; regulation of transcription by RNA polymerase II.
AUGGCCACCACGGCUUCUUCUGCCCCCGACAUGGGCACAGUCACCACGCUCCAUCCGAACGUCAACAUGGCCGCUGUUGCACCUAUGGGCCCGAUUCCCAGCGUUGCUCCGUACGAGACAUCCCCGCCUCAACCAUCUCCGCAUACUCUUGCUACCGGCGCGUCGGUACCCACGCCUGCAUCUGCGCAGACCCCUGUACCACCUGCUGUUGGCGGACCAACAGGCUCCGCCGCCGCCGCCGCCGCCGCCGCCGCAGCAGCAGCGGCGGCGGCAUCGGCAUCGCGCAGCGUCAAAAGGCCGCGUCCCGUCAAGUCGUGUACCGAAUGCCGCAAGCGGAAGUUGAGAUGUGAUCGCAAUCUGCCGUGCUCUCAGUGCCAGAAGUCGCACCGCAACUGCAAGUAUGCUGUCGAACCGGACUCGUCAGUGCUGUCAGACGGCUCCGAUGCCGAGAUGGGUGAUUUGCAGCGACCCCCAAAGAGAAAUUGCCUACCUUCAACCACGCCCUCGGGACCACAGCCAGCCGAGCCCUCACUUGUGCCCCUGCGCAAUGGAGAGUCGGCCGCGCCUUCGGCUCUGGAGGAAUUGACGUCCCGGUUGGAGCGCUUGGAGAAGCAGUUCAUGAUCCGGAGUCCCGCAGGCACUGAGUUCAGUGGAACUGGUCAGCGUUUGCCGCUGCCGGCAGAAACGAUACGAGGACUGACUGUUAAGAGAGGCGCCCUACGGACACGCUUCUUUGGCCAAAACAGCGUGCGUGUCAUGCUGAACCUGUUCGAUGACGCCAAGGACUUCAUGGCAAAUCAGUCCAAAAUUGAGGGUAUCAGAGACAUCAUGUAUGGCCUGCAGAUACUCCACAGGCGAUUCCAGGAAGAGUACCGCAAGUCCCUGUCCCCGAUCUCUGUCUUUGCCGACUCUGUAAUCCCGGUCCAGAAGCGCAUGCAGGAUAUUCUUCCGAAGAAGGCAGUAUGCGACAGGCUACUGGCCUCUUACAUUGAUACGUCCGAAACCAUCUACCGAAUGAUUCACGUGCCGACGUUCAAAGAACAGCACGAACUGUUCUGGGAAGGCAAGAUACCGGGGGACACCUUCUUGCCACAGCUUCUGGCGGUCUUGUCCAUCGGGUCGAGGUUUGAGACGAAAUCCAAGGGGCUCGGCCAUGAACGUGUCGAAGGCGUGCACAUCCCGACGGCAUGCGCGCUCGUCAGGUCGUGGCUGGACGGCCUCAGGGGCAAGCAGUUGGUUGACUUGACGACGUUGCAGACCGAGAUCCUGCUGGUACACGCACAGCGAAUGACGACCCCGCGGCAGCAAGAUUCGUGGACACAGUUGGGGUAUAUCGUGCGCAUGGCCAUGACCAUGGGCUUGCACCGAGAUCCGUCCGAAUUCGAACCCAGGGUGCCGGUAUUCUUUGGUGAGCUUCGAAGAAGGCUGUGGUUUACGAUCCUGGACAUGGAUUUGCACCUGUCCCUAGCUUGCAACCUCCCCUGUCUUGUGCGCGACGGAGACUUUACGUGCAGGCCGCCCCGAAACCUCGACGACAGCGAUCUCUAUGUUGACAUGAAGGAACUACCGCCAAGCAAGCCGAUCGACCAGCUUACCGACAACCAGAUGCAGGUGUAUGCCGCCAUGACGCUCGGCGUUCGAAUGCAGGUUGCGCACUUGAUCAACCGCGUCGAUUCCAUCCGGGACUACAGCGAAAUCAUCGAAGUCGGGACAAAGCUGGAUCGGUUCUUGGAAGACAUCAACUAUCUGUUCCCCCGCCAUGGCAUAUUGAACGAAGCGGAGAAGAGCAGGCAGUGGAGGUCCAGAGUAAUCCUCGAUAUGCACGUGCGACGGCCGUUGCUGGCCCUCUAUCGACCGUUCGCUCUGGGGCUGCCGGACGCGCCAUCACAGAUAUCGAGGGCAUACUUGCGAUCCUCCAUGGUCAUAAUGCGGUAUCUCGACGAACUCGACCCGUUGCUCACCCAUUUCCAAGACAUUAGCGAUAUGUACCACAUGGUGCUGAAGAGGGACAUUUUGCAGGCAGCCUUCAGCGUGUGCUUCUACAUAAAGGCUGCCACCGAAUCGCGCGUCACCGGCAACACACUAGGGAUAGCCUCCACCGUGGCCAUGUCUCCAAACCCUGAGGACGAGGGCGUAGCUUUCAGCACCGAGACGUUUGCGCUCUGGUCGCCGUCACGCCUUAUCAAGACGGUCGAGAAGACACUCGACCUGCUUGUCCGCAAUGUCGGCGGCAACGAUCUCAAGGACAUCGUUGCGCUUGCUGUCGUACUGGCUUCUGUGCAAACAGCGAACCAAGAGCAGAAGUUGCACAGCAUCCGACUUAGCUUGCAGAGCGUCCUUGACGCAUGCAAAGCCUCGACCAACACGAACCCCGAAAAGAUGUCCCUGCAGAAUCCAGCAGAUUCGAUGGAUCCUUACAUGCAGACAAGAGCGCCAUCCACGUUUCAUGCGAAUGCGUCGGCAGCUGGAGUAAGUGACCACGGCGGCUGGGUUCUGUGGGACGGAUGUAACUGGGCUGAUGCAUGGUCGGCAGACUCCGGAUGA